Messenger RNA from Striga hermonthica, 2493 nucleotides. NCBI's taxonomy places the organism in Eukaryota, Viridiplantae, Streptophyta, Magnoliopsida, Lamiales, Orobanchaceae. The record is from the annotation of a GenBank genome assembly.
AUGGGGCCGGAUCAUUGGGUUCAUUUGCACCCGUUUUACCUCCUACAUAUGGUAGACACGGUGGAAGUUAUGGCCAAGGUGCUUCAUACAGACACGGCAGAGGAGAUUUCCAUCGUAAACGACACAGAGAAGAUGAUCGUCGUGCGCCUGAUUUCACACGGAGAAAGUCUGACUUUGUGUACCGAAGAAAUCCAGAUGAACCGAGACCGGAGAAAAAUCCAAGAUUUCGUGAGAGUGGUGAUUCUGAUGAUGACGAUGAAGAUGAUCUUCUCUACAAUGGACAUAGAAAUCGACGCCCCUGAUCAAAUGGACAUGGAUGAACUCGUACCUAAUCCAGCUCACAGGGAGCCGCCUGUAAUCCGCCGCCUGGACGAGGCGGUGGUGAACAGAAUCGCCGCCGGCGAAGUUAUUCAGCGGCCGGUCUCCGCCGUGAAAGAGCUCGUCGAGAACAGUAUCGACGCCAGCUCCAGGUCCGUGUCGGUAUUGGUUAAAGACGGUGGCCUGAAGCUCAUUCAAGUUACAGAUGACGGCCACGGAAUUCGAUAUGAGGAUCUGCCGAUAUUGUGUGAAAGGCAUACGACCUCAAAACUGAGUAAAUUUGAGGACUUGAUGUCUAUCAAAUCAAUGGGGUUUAGAGGUGAGGCCUUGGCAAGUAUGACCUAUGUUGGCCAUGUGACGGUCACCACCAUUACCCAGGGUCAGUUGCAUGGUUACAGGGCAACUUAUAAGGACGGUGCAAUGGAGCAUGAACCUAAACCAUGUGCGGCUGUUAAGGGGACCCAAAUCAUGAUUGAAAAUCUAUUUUAUAACAUGAGUGCUAGGAAGAAAACACUUCAGAAUUCUGCCGAUGACUAUCCCAAAAUAGUUGAUUUAAUAUGUCGAUUUGCAAUCCAUCACACUAGUGUGAACUUCUCUUGCAGAAAGCAUGGAUCUGCUAGAGCAGAUGUUCAUUCAGUUGCUACAUCCUCAAGGCUUGAUGCAAUCAGAUCUGUUUAUGGGAUAUCAGUUGCUCAAAAUCUUAUGAAGAUUGAAGUUUUGGGCGAUGAUCCCUCAAGUUCAGUUUUUGAAAUGGAGGGUUUUAUUUCAAACUCCAAUUAUGCUGCGAAGAAAAUAACAAUGGUGCUUUUCAUCAAUGAUAGACUAGUGGAAUGUGGUGCUCUCAAGAGGGCAAUCGAAAUUGUUUAUGCUGCAACAUUACCAAAGGCAUCCAAGCCUUUCAUUUACAUGUCAAUAAAAUUGCCACCUGAAGACGUUGAUGUGAAUGUACACCCUACAAAGAGAGAGGUAAGCCUCCUGAGUCAAGAAGUUAUCAUUGAAAAGAUACAAUCUGCCAUUGAGUCAAAAUUGAGGAACUGUAAUGAUUCACGGACAUUUCACGAGCAGCGAGUGGAAUCUCUAUCUCUUCCUAAUACUGUCGUAAAAGACUCCCCUAAGCACCCGGCAUCUUCAGGCUCAAAAUCUCACAAAGUUCCAGUGCAAAAAAUGGUACGAACAGAUUCUCAGGAUCCUGCGGGAAGGUUGCAUGCAUACGUGCCUGUUAAGCCUUCAGGCCAACUGCAAGGCAGUCCUUGCUUGGCCUCCGUAAGGUCUUCAGUCAGGCAAAGGAGAAACCCGAGGGAAACAGCAGAUCUCACCAGCCUUCAGGAACUUAUUAGAGACAUUGAUUCCAACUGUCACUCUGAGUUGCUGGACAUUGUCGGGCAUUGCUCAUAUAUUGGGAUGGCAGAUGAUGUUUUCGCUCUGCUGCAGCACAACACUCACCUUUAUCUUGCUAAUGUGGUCAACCUGAGCAAAGAGCUUAUGUAUCAGCAAGUCUUGCGGCGUUUUGCACAUUUUACUGCAAUUCAGUUGAGUGAUCCAGCACCAUUGCCAGAAUUGAUAAUGCUGGCAUUGAAAGAGGAUGAUUUGGAUGCGGAAGGCAAUGAAAAUGAUGACCUCAAAGAAAAAAUUGCCGAAAUGAAUACAGAACUGAUCAAGCAGAAAGCUGAGAUGCUGGAGGAGUAUUUUGGAAUUUAUAUUGACCCAAAUGGCAAUUUGUCGAGGUUACCAAUCGUACUUGACCAAUACACGCCCGACAUGGAUCGUGUUCCAGAAUUUGUUCUUUGUUUGGGCAAUGACGUUAACUGGGAUAAUGAGAAAAAAUGUUUUCAGACAAUUGCUGCUGCUAUUGCUAACUUCUACGCCUUGCAUCCUCCAUUGUUGCCUAAUCCGUCAGGUGAUGGCUUGAAAUUUUACAAGAAAGUCCCUUCUGGCAAUCUUGAUGAAGGAAAUGCUUCAAGGAAUACUAGUAGGGAUGAAAAGGAGGACGACACUGAGCACGAACUGCUUCUGGAAGCAGAACGUGCUUGGUCUCAUCGGGAAUGGUCGAUACAGCAUGUUUUGUUCCCAUCCGUGAGACUUUUUCUCAAGCCCCCAACAAUAAUGGCUACAAAUGGGACAUUUGUCAAGGUUGCUUCUUUGGAGAAACUCUACAGAAUUUUUGAAAGAUGCUAA